This is a messenger RNA of Talaromyces atroroseus, 2538 nucleotides long. RefSeq lists its product as hypothetical. The record is from RefSeq and is a predicted model, not a curated record. Gene Ontology annotation, cellular component: AP-3 adaptor complex; membrane coat. Gene Ontology annotation, biological process: vesicle-mediated transport; intracellular protein transport. Bases 1 to 2538 code for a protein of 845 amino acids. NCBI's taxonomy places the organism in Eukaryota, Fungi, Ascomycota, Eurotiomycetes, Eurotiales, Trichocomaceae. The transcript is spliced from 3 exons.
AUGGAGACCAUAUCGAGGAUAUCGUCCAUGUUGGAGGCCGCCCGCGACCUCACGAUUGAAGCAGCUCAAUCCGCGGGCAGCAGUAGAAGCCUUCGUUCCACCGAAACGUCGCGGACACCCUCAUCGGCGCAAAUCAAGAAGCUGCUAGAUAGUCGCAAUGAUAGGGAUAUAUUGGACGGGCUCCGUAAGGUGAUUUCGUUGAUGUACGAGUCCGAUACGUGCCUACAAUAUUUCUCCGCCGUCGUCAAAAAUGCCGCCAGCCCCAGUAUCGAAGUCAAAAAGCUUGUCUACAUCUAUCUCCUCCACCAUGCAGAAGCCGAGCCGGAUCUCGCGUUGCUUUCGGUUAAUGCGAUUCAGAAAUCGCUCACCGACACCAAUCCGCAGGUACGGGUUAUGGCAUUGCGAACUAUGUCCGGAAUUAGAGUCCCAGUCAUCAGCCAAAUCGUUUCUCUCGCUAUCAAACGUGGCGUGGGAGACAUGAGCCCUCACGUCCGCAGAGCCGCCGCAUUGGCUAUUCCGAAAUGCUAUCGACUUGAUCCGAAUACGCUCCCGCAACUUACCGAAUGCCUCGCUACCUUGCUAGGCGAUAAUCAAUACUUUGUUGCUGGGCCCGCUGUGUCGGCAUUCUUGGAUGUAUGCCCUGAUCGACUGGAUUUGAUACACAAACAUUAUCGGAGCCUCGUGAGGAAGCUGGUGGACAUGGAUGAAUGGAGUCAGCUCGCUACGCUGAGUCUUUUGACAAUAUACGCAAGGAAAUGUUUCCCCCGAAAGACACAGACAGUGAAGAGAAAUGAGGUCAAAGGAUUCUACGAUGACGGUGGCGAUGAACCAGGUUAUGAAACCACGAAUGCCGAUGCUAUAGAGAAAGAGGUUCCAGUCAUAGAUCCUGACCUGGAGCUUUUUUUGCGUGCUUGCAAGCCUCUGCUUCAAAGUCGCACAUCUGCUAUCAUAGUCAGCGUCGUUCGCUGCUAUCUUUGUUUAGGCACAGAGGAAUAUCUCCAAAGUGCAAUUGGGCCGCUCGUGGCACUUGUUCGCUGCCCGCAGGAUAUCCAGUAUGUUGCGCUUUAUAAUAUUGUUGCCGUCGCUUUUCAGGCACCACAACUAUUUGUCCAAUAUGCAUCUCAUUUUCUCGUCCGCGCGGUGGAUCCACUACAUAUUUGGCGACUAAAACUUGAAGUGCUUACAAUACUCUUUCCCCAUCUUGGAAUGCAUUUCAGAGGCAUAAUACUCAGUGAACUGGAACACUUUUCGCAAGGGACAGAUCCCGACCUUGUUCGGGAAAGUGUACGUGCAAUUGGUCGCUGUGCACAAACUGAUUCGCAGACCUCGAGUUAUUGCUUGCGGCUUCUUUUGUCCCGAAUAUCCAGUAUCGACGAAAAUGUUGUGUCAGAGUCUCUAACAAUCAUCCGUCAUCUUAUCCAGCAGAAUCCAGAUGCCCACAAACAGACCGUGGUCCGACUAGCCAGUUACCUUGACACGACUGUUAAUUCAGGAGCCAGGGCCUCUAUUAUCUGGCUUGUGGGAGAGUAUGCCGCCGCUGAUCUGGAGAAUAAUAUCGCUCCUGAUGUGCUGCGUAUUCUUGCUAAAGGAUUUGCUGGUGAAUCCGAAGAAGUCAAGCAGCAAAUUGUACUGCUAGCUGCCAAAGUUUAUCUUCAUUAUUUACUCAGAAACCCCCCUCCUCUUCUUGAUCAAUCACAGGGACAUGCUGAGAAUGAAAACCAUGAUUUUAAUCACUCACAGGACGUUGAUAGUAACGCUUGGGCCACAGAGGCCCAAAAUGAGAACGGCGAAAGCCAGCAGACAGAUGCCGAUGACUCACGUUCAAGCAGCAAUGAACAGUCGGGAGAUGAUCGAAUCACACUUCUAUGGAAAUAUAUCCUUCUUCUCACGAGAUACGACACCUCAUAUGAUCUUCGAGACCGUGCACGAAUGUACAGAAGCCUUUUAUCCGAUCCCAAAAAUACCCAGCUAGCAAGUCUGCUCCUCUUGGCCCCGAAGUCUGUUCCGCAUGCCCCGAGUCCAUCAGAAACGCGGAAAGGCCUUCUUGUGGGCACGUCCACUCUUGUCGUUGGACCUGAUUCUGGCCCCCUGGGGCUUACAGGCUAUGAGCCCCUACCAGAUUGGGUACCCGCUGGACAAGAACCUAGCAGGGCACUGCGUGAGGACGGUCUGGCUACUGAUACAUCGGCUGAUCGAGGUGCUACAACGUUGACUGCUGGGCAGCGUCUCGAUAAAGCAUUGAAAGAACAUGAGACAAGUGGAGCUGCACGAAAGGGCGGAGCUAUUCCGCUAGCAUCAGCUGCGAGCAGCAGUCGAGGAAAGAAGACUUUGGACGAUUGGUUAGAUGAGGAGGAAGAAGAAGACGACGACGCAGAGGAGACGUCGGAAGAAGAAUCCGGUUCGACGGAGUACGAAACAGAUUCGGAAGAAGAAGAGACGGAAUCCGAUGAUGAUGAUGAUGACGACGACGACGAAGAAGAAGAAGAGGAGGAAUCGGAUUCAGAAGCUGAUCAAAGAACCGAAUUACUACAUAGAUGA